AUGGCAGCAGACGCAGCUUCAGAAACCUCAAAGUUUCCUGCCGCUGAUGUUGAAAAAGAAUUACAUCCUGGCCACAACGAGAAGUUAGAAGUUGAUGGUGUGUCAUCUGGCAUUGUUACCUCAAGGGACCUCAUGAAAAAGGAAAUGGGAAGGAGGGAUCCCAUGCAGACACUCAAGACAACCAUCAUAGUUUCAGCAGCUAUUGUUGCUGUGGCUGGGGCUGUAUUUGCCAUUACCAGAAAAUUGAGAGAGAAGUGA
Molecule: messenger RNA, 258 nt
Organism: Manihot esculenta (cassava)
Lineage: Eukaryota; Viridiplantae; Streptophyta; Magnoliopsida; Malpighiales; Euphorbiaceae
Exons: 2
Coding region: 1-258 (85 amino acids)
Source: RefSeq, a predicted model, not a curated record